AUGAGCUUCCUCUCGCGCGUGGUCACUCUCUUUGGCCUGGUCUUGUUGGCUCACGCCGGGUACUCGGCCCACGAGCACACUGUGCUCUUCAGCGCGCGCAUCGCCACUUUACCCCACGAUAUUAUUGUUGAGACCCUUGUCGCCGUGGUGGUUGUAUCUGUGGGACUGGUGCUUGGUGCGGACAAGCUGAAGCCAGUUGGCUGGCGUGAUUGGGCGGGCGAGAUUGAGCGCGAUGGUGGUGCCCGGAAUCCGUAUCUGGGGCUGGAGGAGCGGUAUGGUUUUUGGGAUGUGCGAGCCAAGCGGAAGGAGUUUGCGGAUUGGAUUCGUGGACAGGAUAUGGUGAACAAGGAUUGA
Penicillium macrosclerotiorum is the source of this 354-nucleotide messenger RNA. RefSeq names its product membrane magnesium transporter family protein. Bases 1 to 354 code for a protein of 117 amino acids. The record is from RefSeq and is a predicted model, not a curated record. Gene Ontology annotation, biological process: protein folding in endoplasmic reticulum. Lineage: Eukaryota; Fungi; Ascomycota; Eurotiomycetes; Eurotiales; Aspergillaceae. The transcript is spliced from 3 exons. Gene Ontology annotation, cellular component: EMC complex.